Molecule: messenger RNA, 907 nt
Organism: Olea europaea var. sylvestris
Lineage: Eukaryota; Viridiplantae; Streptophyta; Magnoliopsida; Lamiales; Oleaceae
Product: vignain-like
Exons: 3
Coding region: 162-668 (168 amino acids)
Cellular component (GO): lysosome
Molecular function (GO): cysteine-type endopeptidase activity
Source: RefSeq, a predicted model, not a curated record
AAUUUUUUGUUGUUGAUUUUAAAGGUAGUUGCUGGGCAUUUUCAACAGUGGUGGCAGUUGAAGGAAUAAACCAGAUUAGGACAAACAACCUAGUUUCGUUGUCUGAACAAGAACUUGUUGAUUGUGACAAUACUGAAAAUCAAGGUUGUAAUGGAGGGCUUAUGGAUUCAGCAUUUGACUUCAUCAAGAAAAAUGGAGGCAUUACAACUGAGAAAAACUAUCCUUACACGGCUAAAGAUGGAAGGUGCAAUUAUAAAAAGGAAAAUUCUGCGGCCGUGACAAUUGAUGGGCAUGAAGAUGUGCCUGCGAACGAUGAAGAUGCACUAUUGAAAGCUGUAGCGAAUCAACCCGUAUCAGUUGCCAUUGACGCCGGAGGUUCUGAUUUCCAGUUCUACUCCGAGGGGGUGUUUGAAGGCGACUGUGGGACAGAGCUGGAUCACGGGGUGGCGAUUGUGGGAUAUGGAACAACACUUGAUGGAACAAAAUAUUGGAUUGUGAAGAAUUCAUGGGGUCCUGAAUGGGGAGAAAAGGGUUAUAUUAGAAUGGGACGUGGAGUGAAAGCUAAGGAAGGACUAUGUGGUAUAGCAAUAGAACCCUCUUAUCCAAUUAAAUCUUCCAAAAAUAAUCACAUUCAACAUGAAAAAUCCACCCGCAAAGAUGAACUCUGAUAGACCACAUUCAAUUUGGAAUUGGGAUUUGGUACUAUUAAAUUCCAAUUCUCGAUUUGAGUUAGAUAUUCGUAAUAAUAUGAUAGUGUGAAAUAAUAUUGUUGAUUCUUCAGUAAUUUUGUCAAAUUCUUGAUAUUAAUAUUUUAGAGUAGCAAGCUCAAAAUUCUUAGUAUUCUCUAUGUGAAUUUAUGGGCAUUUGCUUUGAAGAUGAUCAUGUUGACGGGUUUGUUUGAAAUCAA